This is a messenger RNA of Salvelinus sp. IW2-2015, 1531 nucleotides long. Its product is annotated as selenoprotein N-like. The record is from RefSeq and is a predicted model, not a curated record. Gene Ontology annotation, biological process: skeletal muscle fiber development; calcium ion homeostasis. Gene Ontology annotation, cellular component: endoplasmic reticulum membrane. NCBI's taxonomy places the organism in Eukaryota, Metazoa, Chordata, Actinopteri, Salmoniformes, Salmonidae.
GCUGCGGGCCGCUGGUCCAUCCACGCCCUCCUUCAUCCAGGAUGAGGAGGGGAAUAUUAUCGAUAGCCGAGGGGGAGGCAGCGACCCUGUCCAGUUUGUCUUCGAGGACAUCCACUGGACGUCUGAGAUCAGCCGUGAGGAGGCUGCUCGCCGCCUCGAGGUCACCUUCUACCCCUUCAAGAAGGUGUCAUACCUGCCCUUCUCGGAGGCCUUUCAGCGAGCGCAGGAAGAGAGCAAGCUGGUGCACUCCAUCCUCCUCUGGGGGGCACUAGAUGACCAAUCCUGCUGAGGUUCUGGGCGGACUCUCCGGGAGACAGUCCUGGAAAGUUCGCCCGUCCUGGCCCUGCUCAACCAGAGCUUCGUCAGCAGCUGGUCCCUGGUCAAAGAGCUUGAGGACAUGCAGGCUAACGAGCAGAACCCGGUUGAGAGUCAGAGGGCCCGCCUACACCUGGAGAAGUACAACUUUCCAGUAGAAAUGAUGGUGGCGCUGCCCAACGGCACUAUCGUUCACCACAUCAAUGCUAACUACUUCCUGGACCAGACGUCCAUGAAGCCGGAGGAGGAAGCUGCCACAUUUAGCUUCUCUGGGGGGUUCGAGGACCCAUCCACUGCUACGUACAUCAACUUCCUCAAAGAGGGUCUGGAGAAAGCCAAGGAGCACCUGGCACAGUAAAGACGAACGGUGGUCAAAAGUGUGUGUGUGUAAAAACUAGAGUAAUUCCUCUGUGAAGGAUAAUGAUCAAAGAAAAAGUUAACUUGUGUGUAGGGAUCAGAUUCCUACAGUGCUGGCAGCUGUUCAGGUUGUUUUACUAGCAUCCAACAUGAUCAGUAUUACAACAACCUCUUCAAACGACAGUGGCCGCUAUACCAGUUGAGCCCUUCUGAAGACAUAUGCUUUAGGACAACUUUAAAAAUAUAUAUAUAACUAAACUCAAUACUCAAGUUGGUAGAUGUUCUUUCAAGUUAACAUGCUUCUAAUCCCAUUCCAUAUAAUCACUAAUGUUGCUGUUACUUACCAACUAUUUUAAAGUACAAUGUUCAGGGUCGGAACAGUGGCCAGGUUUCGAACAUUGCUUUGGCCUCACCCACUAGUGGCUAAUUAAUUWGACUUAUUUAUGCCUUCUGUUAUCAUGUGAUAACAGUGAGUGAGAUUUGCUUUGCUCAAACUUUUCUUUAUAUCUACAUUUUCAUAUCAAAACAGACUGCACCAUAAUGCAUUAUUCUGUUUUAUUGGUUAUAUCUCGCAAUAUGCAAAGAACCACACGUUUUAUUUCUGUUGGAGGGGCAGGGCAGGUCAAGUCGUUCCCUCUAGAGUUUCAGCAGUUUGUGACGGCCUUGCCUGAAAGUCCAAAGUUGGCUGGGUAGGGCCUGAUGUCAUUGCUAAAGCUUCUGCAGGCAACACCCCUGCUCUGUUCCCCCGAGGUUGCCAACAGCUGUCAUGGAAACCUGGAAACAAAGCUGUAUGGUGGCACAAUGUGUAAUGUAAUACUUUUGUUUUUUUAUAUUUUUUUAAUGAAAGCCAACAGUCUUA